GAGAGCCCUGAAUCCUCUCCUCUACAAAGAAUGAGUCAUAUGUAUUCUCAAGGGUCUCUCGGGGCCCCUCCACUUGGUCAGUUGUAAUUCAAGGCCUGCAAGGCCCAACAAUGUGCCUCAACUUUCAGCGCUGAAAGAAAAGUGACCAAGGACAAGUUAAAUCUAUCAAUCCAGAGAAUGGGUCAAUUUGAAAUGGAAACGUGUAGAACAAUAUUGUAAGACAUCAUCAAUUCAAUAAUCCUAAAUAUGAAAAGGACUUCAAUUUCAAGCAUAUCUUUGAACCUUCGACCUGUGAACACGAUGUUGUAAUCGUCACAAUUGGGCUUAGGUCUCUCUUUGCCUCAGUAAGUCCGCCAAACAAUCGAGCGACAUACAUGUACGUAGUAUGUCGCUUGGAUAGGGUGCAAAUCGGAGGUGAAGAAGGAUCGCAUCGCAUCACCAAAGUGAACGUGAAGAAGUUUUCCACAAUGUCCCAAUCUGUCCCUUUGCCGGAUUCCAGUCGAUCGAUUAACGGCGAGCCUAUCUUCAUGCCACCCCCAAGCCCUGAAGGGUCAAACCCUUAUUCCAUGUGGAGAAUUGGCGGCAACUCAGAGCAUGGAAGUGUCAAUGGAGAUACUCUAAGUGAUAACCUGAGCACGGGGUCUUCUCCGCGUCCAUCAGAUCCCAAUUUGAUGCAUACUGUUCGGCCGGUCAGCUCAGAGGAAUCACCGGUUCCAUCUCCUGCUUCUCCCAUGGCAUUUCCGAUGGGUGGAGUGAGAUCUUUCGUUCAACCACGGACCUCACCGGGGAGUUCCACCUCUUGUCAAGGUAGACCCUCACCCGCUUAUGGAAAUGGAUCACCGGCUCAGUAUGCAGGGAUAUCGCCCAUUCACUCAAGGUCAACCUUUCCCACCCCACCUUGUAAAUAUCAUUCUUCUCAAGCCAUGCCCAACAAGAGGUCAGUUUACGACUUCAUGGUCGUUGAGCCCAUCAUGAGGAGAAAAGUGGUCAAGAGGAACAAGCAAUUGGACCGCGAAAUUGAUGACAUGGUCUCUAGUGGCAGUGAUUCGGAGAGCUUGACCUCUGAUCGAAGUCUCUCGCCAGGAUGCCACAAGCAUGUGAUGAAGCUCAAUAUUCCGGAUAUUCAAUAUCAGUUUCUCAAUCAAACUGCCAAGGACAAGGCCAAGGAUAGUUUGAGAAACAUAUUGAAAGCCUUUUCAAAUGACCAACCGUUGGAUAUUCUGCGAGAUUUGCUAACCCACAACGAGGUGGCGCAAUUGGACACUUCCAUUCGCCAAGGCAAUUUGGAGUCAGAGAGAAUGAAAAGUUGUUCCUCGGCCUUGCACAAUCCGAAUACCUCAUUUAACCGGAAGGUCAUCAAUAGAAGGAUGAUUUCCGUGACCAAAGGUAGCCAAGUAGUAUCUAACAAGACCUUCAAAAUCUGGGCCACUCAAGUGCAAGAAAAAUCGAAAGUACAAACUCCGUCCAAGAUAUCCUACCCACCGGGAUCACUAAAUGCAAUUAAGGAAACUUCGGACGAUGUUCUAGUUCUAUCGGGUAGCCAUAGCUCAGGUCAUGGUGCCAAGACCGAGAUCAUGCAGCUAUUGUGCUUGAUGUCCAAUUCCAAAGAAUGGACAGAAGCCCUCAAUUCGUUCUAUGUUGGAGACUACCCUCCCAAGGGGUCGCUGUGCAUUUGCAGCAGAAAAGAACCAGCAGUACUGUCCAUGAUGUUAAUCGGAGACUCGGGAAAGAACACAUUUGUUGGAUUGAACUGUUUGAAGAUCAUUGCCCGGAAAAAAGAUCACCCCAUGGGGGUUUGGACCAAGUUCCUUCUGCAAAGCAUGACAAAAGGAAUCCACAACGCCAAACUAGUUCAAGUUCAUGACGGGAUUGCUACAUUCAAGAUUAAAAAUCUGUGCAACCUUGCGGAGCAUUUAGAGCAAUUGAUGUCUGUUUAUGAAACAACUGUUCCUUUGUCCACCACCAAGCAAAGUCUCAAGAUUCGCACAAAGAUGAGCCACGAAACCAUGUUUACGAAUGAAUUGUUUGUCCAAAAAGACUAUACCAUACAUUUAUGUUGUAAUGUAGUUGCGGGGAUUAGUCAACCUUGCCUUAAUUUUAUACUCACUAAAGCCAUUCCUUGUGAUACUUAAUAUCUGGGAGUGAAGAUCAUUUUAUCCUCUUUUAUAUUUGAAUCGCUUGUACGUGAGUAAACAGUAACUUUAUAUGCGUGCUUUUUUUAAAUGAAGAUGAAAGUGAAACAAUAAAAUAAUUUAUCAAGCGCU
Molecule: messenger RNA, 2264 nt
Organism: Tigriopus californicus
Lineage: Eukaryota; Metazoa; Arthropoda; Copepoda; Harpacticoida; Harpacticidae
Exons: 2
Coding region: 375-2132 (585 amino acids)
Source: RefSeq, a predicted model, not a curated record